CAGUCAAUUUCCGGGGCAGGGACCUCCAUGUAAUUUUCGCGGGAUCAUUCAUUCAUUUUUCAUUUUUAUCCGUUUAAUUUCCUAUUUUCCCCCCCACGCACCCCCUCAUAAAUCAUAAUCAUGACUAAUGAUGGUGAUCGCCAUCAUCUGAUGUCCAUCACCUCCUCCUCCUGUUCCUCUUUCUCCAUCCUCAAUUCCACCGUAACCAGUGUACCAUCACACGAGGGAUUGAUUGAUAUUUGCUUGAGGAAUCAGGAUUUUCGGUGUUACUGAGCUCUAGUUACUGGUAUGAUCAAGUUGGAAACUUAAUGUGAUAUCGAGAUUUGUUCUCCUGAGAAUGGCUGCCAUGGGGAAUUCAUCUGUUAGGCUGAGAAAUCAUCGGAGAUUUAUGACUCUCUUAACUUCUGCAGCUUGUGAAUGGUUCCUCAUAUUUAUGCUGUUUGUUGAUGCUACUCUGUCAUAUUUGCUAACAAAAUUUGCGCAUUACUGCAAUUUGCAAACACCAUGUCUGCUGUGCUCUAGGAUUGAGCAUGUUUUUGGGAUAAAUAAACAUGGAUACUAUCGGAGUUUAUUAUGUUGCAAUCACAGAGAAGAGAUAUCAUCUUUAGUGUACUGUCACAACCAUUGUAAACUUGCUGAUGUUGAUACCACGUGUGAAGACUGUCUCAUGUCGUUGGCUAGGAGGAACAAAUCUAAUUCAGAAUCGUGCCGGUUUUUGGUUGCGAAACUAGGGGUAGAUACUGAUGAAUCUGGUCUGAAGAGCCUUCUUUUGAACAAGAGUGUCAUCUCUGAUUCUUCAGGUCCAAGGACCUGCUCUUGUUGCAACAAGAUAUUAAGGGUUAAAUCAAAUGCUCAAAGGUUGCUCGAGGUCGCCCCAGUUGGAUAUGGCGCUUCUAAAGCCAAUGUCAAACCUCCAUUACCUCGUGUGCCAGGUCGUAGUCGUUUCAGCCGUCGUGAUAGCCUGAAGAGAUUAAGGGAUAAGUUUUCAGGGCCAUCGGCCCCUUGUCCUGGUGGGAGUACUUGUGUUGACUCUCUGUCUCACGUGGGUUACACAGAGUUGAAGAUUACUUCUGAUUCAGAGUCAGAGGUCCCAUUUUCUGAUGAUGACGAUGCAACUUCAACAUCUCAUGGAAACAAUAAUUUUGGGGCAGAAUCUAACAUCCAAUUGGUUACAAGAAAAGUGCCUAAGGCACUAGCAGGUGAUUCAAUUCCAGUAAACCAGAAUUGCCAAACUCCUGAACCAUUGCCUUCACUUCUUGAUCAACCCGUGCAGCUUGAAUCAAGUGAGGCCAACCAUGUUGGUCACUUGGAAUCAGGUGCUUUUAUGAAGCAUGGUUUGGAAGAACUUAAUUGGAUACAAUCCAAUCCAAAGCCUACUACUUCUGCUGCAUUGCCAGAGCUUGUUUCAUUGGAUGAUAUUCCCCAGUCAGUAGAGACGGACAAGCCAAUUGCUGCUUUCCCACAACCUUCCGACCUGUCUAUACUCUCCGAGCUUCUUUCACUUAACAGUGUUCUUUCAUCAUCCAAUGUCGUGAAAAUUUCUGAGAAGUCGGCAGAGGCAACAGGCUGCAGUGUGAAUGGGAACAGCUCACUUGCUAAGCACAAAAUAGGAGCAGGAUUUACAGAUGAUUGUAAUCCUACAAUGUCCAGGAAUGUCAACUCAGCCAACAAAUCAGCUUCUACUAAUAAACAAAAACCGGAACCUGAUGUCCUUGCAGAGCCACAUAAAACCAAUGAUUCUGGAAGAGUAGAAGAAGCUCUGAGAUCACCUUCACAAAUAUCUUCGUCGAAUGUGGACCUAUCACCAAAAGACAGAAGUCCCAGAGCUCAUUGUGAUGCCCUCCUAAAAAGUGAUGCUUUGGGCUCUGAUGCAAUAGAUACGGUUCAAAUGGCUGCUGCAUUGGAAAGACAUGAUUCUGAUCAUGAAUCUCUGGAUGGAAUCAGUGUCAAAGAAAUUGAGGGUGAAACUCUUCUUGAAAGGUUAAAACGACAGGUUGACUAUGACAGGAGAUGCAUGAAAGCUAUGUUUAAGGAAUUGGAAGAAGAAAGAAAUGCUGCUGCAAUAGCUGCAAACCAGGCAAUGGCCAUGAUCACAAGAUUGCAAGAGGAAAAGGCAGCACUACAUAUGGAAGCCUUGCAGUACUUAAGAAUGAUGGAGGAGCAGGCAGAAUAUGAUAUGGAGGCACUGGAAAAGGCUAAUGAUCUUCUUGCUGAAAGAGAGAAAGAGGUGCAAGAUUUGGAAGCUGAAGUAGAGAUAUAUAGGAAUAAUAUUUUAGAAGGACCUGAGAUAGAUUAUCACUGUAAUGAAACCAGCAAUGCUAAAGCAGAAAGCAAGACAGGUGAGAAAUAUCAUCUGCUUCCCGUUGAAAAUGGCGACAUUGCCACUGAUGAUUCAAAAUCUGACAAUGCAUUGAAAGGAAGUGAUAAACCUAGACAGUUAAGUAACUCAGAGCUGGAUUUUGAGGAUGAAAAACUAUAUAUUUCGCUGUGUCUGGAAAAGUUAGAGAAGAAGUUUCAUCAUAUUUCUAGUAAUUGGGUGCAUAUAAACUUGGCAAAUGGCGAAUUUGCUGAACAUGCAACCAAAAGGGUUGAGGAUGAUGAGAAGCUGCCUUAUGAUACUCAAACUCAGAUAAGCCAUCAAAAAGGAGAGUGUGCAUUGUCAUUGCAUAAUGAUUUGUGUGCACCAAAUGGAAUCUCUGGGGGGGAUGUGUCUGCUAAAUUAGUUCAAGAAAAUCAACUUCUUUGUGAAGAAAGUGAUUAUCUGGAUGUUAGCCAGGAAAAUUUAUCCACAAAUGGAGGUGUAAGAAAAUUAGAUACCUUUGAGAGUGAAUUUAUUGACCUUAAAAGCAGGUUGGAAGCACUUGAGAUGGACCGGGAUAUUAUCAAGCAUGCUUUGAACUCACUCCGGAAUGGGAAUGAUGGAUUGCAGUUUAUUCAGGAGAUAGCUUAUCAAUUACAAGAACUACGUAAAAUUGAGUUCAAGAAAAGGUGCCUAUCCAUCCCUUGAGGUUGCUAUGCCCCACUUGCGAAAUGCAUGCAGAAUUGCAGGAGCUGGACAGAGAAACAUGAUCAGUAUCAUUGCUGGAAUCCGUGACAUACAGGAUUUCAGUUGCAUUCUGGUUGUCUGCCAUAAACACAAGGUUUGUUCAAAAGUGCCAAACUAAAUUUUUAUUAAAGCGAGGGAUAGCUGGGAUCAGGAAUGUCUUAUUUGAACGAAUGCAAAUCCCCAACUGCAAUUUUGUUUUGUUUUUCCUGAAAUCUGGAUAAAGCUUUGUUUUCCACGUUGAGCUGAAUCGAAGUGUGAGUUUAGCAGGUUAAUCAUGUCUUUGAUUUUAGAAAAUUUUGUUGGGAUCUAUGUAAAGAGAAUUUGGAUAUUGAUCAAUUUUACUGUGUAUAUGGUUUUAAUUGCCUCCCAAAGUUCGGGCACUAUGUAAAUGCGGAAAAGUCCUCGGAGUAGUUUUGAAGUCGGGCUGAUUCAUUCAAUGCACAUUGUGUUGGUUUCUCCA
Coffea arabica (coffee) is the source of this 3506-nucleotide messenger RNA. RefSeq names its product probable myosin-binding protein 4. NCBI's taxonomy places the organism in Eukaryota, Viridiplantae, Streptophyta, Magnoliopsida, Gentianales, Rubiaceae. Gene Ontology annotation, molecular function: myosin binding. The record is from RefSeq and is a predicted model, not a curated record.